Mixia osmundae IAM 14324 is the source of this 1409-nucleotide messenger RNA. Its product is annotated as carbohydrate esterase family 4 protein. The record is from RefSeq and is a predicted model, not a curated record. Lineage: Eukaryota; Fungi; Basidiomycota; Mixiomycetes; Mixiales; Mixiaceae. Gene Ontology annotation, molecular function: hydrolase activity, acting on carbon-nitrogen (but not peptide) bonds. Gene Ontology annotation, biological process: carbohydrate metabolic process. The transcript has 6 exons. Bases 482 to 1327 code for a protein of 281 amino acids.
CGAUCUGUAUCCUAGCAUUGGUCUGCCGCCUGUCUUAGCUUGGGCAUGAUGAGCACGAGGUGAGCUCACCUCUUCAACUUGACGGACGAGCUGGGUGAGCUGCUCUUCCUUGCGCACGUACUUGGUUUCGUCGCUCAGCGAUGCAAUCUGUCCACUCGAAGCCGGACGAGCCUGCACUCGGCUCUCAGCCACUGAGCGUUAUACAGGGCAUCGUCAGACGUACAGAGGGCGCCAUACUGCUCGGCUCUGUAAAGUUCUGCGUCCAGCGUUUCGACAAGUCGCGGAGUCGACCAUCCUUGCCGGCGCCUUCGAUGCUCGGCGUGAGCUGUUCUCAUCUCAUUCUCUCCUCCUCGUCACAGCAAUAGUUCAGUAGUAAGACAUCCACCGACGACACGAGCCGGCACACUCUGCAACUCACUUCACGUCAGUAGAUCCUCCUUCCACGCCGACAGCCGACGAUCCUCGGCACACUCUUUCAGCAAUGGCACGACGCCUCCUCACACUCUCGCUCAUCGCACUCUCACUGUCUAUGCAGCGAGCAGCAGCAGAUCCCCUCAUACCCAAUAAAGGCAAUGUGCAUCCGGCAAGCGAUACGGGCAGCCGACUCGGCGCGCGCAGACUCAAACGAGGGGGCUCAGCGACCGUGUAUUCGACCUGUACGACCUCGGGUACCUUUGCACUCACUUACGACGACGGUCCCUAUCUGUAUGAAAGCAAGAUCGUUUCGUACCUCAACGCGCACAACGUCAAAGCAUCCUUCUUCCUGAACGGCAACAAUUAUGGAUGUAUUUACGAUCAAGCCGAUUCGAUGAAGGCCGCCUUUCAGGCCGGUCAUCUCAUCGGAAGUCACACGUGGACACAUGCAGACAUUACCAAGCUUAGCGCUUCAGAACUCAACAAGCAGCUCGAUCUCGUCGAGAAUGCUUUCCGCAAGAUCCUUGGCAUCAAGCCCAAAUGGUUCCGGCCUCCGUAUGGCGCAUACAACCAAGCUGCUCUCGAUGUCCUCGGCAAUCGAGGAUACUCGGUCGCAAUGUGGUCGCUCGACUCUGGCGACUCGACCGGCGCCUCGCCAGCUUCUUCAGAUGCUCAAUUCGACUCGCAAGCAAAUCAGUACCCUAGCCCUGGCAUCGCCUUGUCUCACGAAACGCUAGCAACCACAGCAGGCGACACGACGGAACAUGCAGUCACUGUGCUUCAGAAAGCGGGUUAUCGACUCGUCUCCGUGCCAGAAUGUCUUGGCAUGAGCUCGGGCUCCUGGUAUGAGGUCAUUGGCGCACCGGGCACGAGAGACAACACCUGGACGUGUGAAGGCACGCCCGCCGGCUGAAGUAGAUCACGCUCGCUAAUCCAGCAUCGCAUAGUAUAGCAUAGUGCGCGUCAAACAUGCAUAGCAUCGUUUCAAGUCGUCU